Molecule: messenger RNA, 1422 nt
Organism: Chaetura pelagica (chimney swift)
Lineage: Eukaryota; Metazoa; Chordata; Aves; Apodiformes; Apodidae
Gene: GALNT12
Product: polypeptide N-acetylgalactosaminyltransferase 12
Exons: 9
Coding region: 1-1422 (473 amino acids)
Cellular component (GO): Golgi apparatus
Source: RefSeq, a predicted model, not a curated record
AUGCUUUUGCACUUACCUAAAUCUAAUCCCCUCUCUUACAGAUGCAGAGAGAUAAAGUAUGAUUAUUACAGCCUGCCAAAAACCUCUGUUGUGAUAGCUUUUUAUAAUGAAGCUUGGUCAACACUUCUGCGAACUGUUCAUAGUGUUCUUGAGACAUCUCCAGAUAUACUUUUGGAAGAAAUUAUCCUUGUGGAUGAUUACAGCGACAAAGAACAUUUAAAGGAGACUUUGGAAAACUACGUGGCCGGGUUACGCAAGGUGCGUCUUAUCCGUGCCAAUAAGCGAGAGGGGCUGGUUCGAGCCCGGCUGCUCGGGGCUUCUAUAGCGAAGGGAGACAUCCUGACAUUCCUGGAUUGCCACUGCGAAUGCCAUGAGGGCUGGCUGGAGCCGCUGUUGGCAAGGAUUGCGGAAGAAGAAACAGCUGUUGUCUGCCCUGUUAUUGAUGUUAUUGACUGGAAUACGUUUGAGUACUUGGGAAAUGCUGGUGAGCCACAGAUUGGUGGAUUUGACUGGAGGCUGGUCUUCACUUGGCAUAGUACCCCUGAAAGAGAACAAAAACGGAGGAAAUCCAAGACCGAUGUGAUCAGGUCUCCAACCAUGGCAGGUGGAUUAUUUUCUGUGAGCAAGAAGUAUUUUGAUUAUCUUGGUUCAUAUGACACAGGAAUGGAAGUCUGGGGAGGAGAAAACCUUGAAUUCUCUUUCAGGAUAUGGCAGUGUGGAGGAAGUCUUGAAAUCCACCCGUGCUCACAUGUGGGUCACGUUUUCCCCAAACAAGCUCCAUACUCACGAUCCAAAGCUCUGGCAAACAGUGUGCGUGCAGCUGAGGUGUGGAUGGAUGGGUAUAAAGAACUUUAUUACCACCGAAACCCACAUGCUCGCCUGGAACCAUACGGAGAUGUGACAGAAAGGAGACUCCUUCGAGACAAGCUGAAAUGUAAAGACUUCAAGUGGUUCUUGGAGAAUGUGUACCCAGAGCUUCAUGUACCUGAGGACAGACCAGGUUUCUUCGGUAUGCUGAAGAAUAGAGGAAUGGCAAACUUCUGUUUUGAUUAUAACCCUACAAAUGAACAUCAAGUAACUGGACAGAGGGUCAUACUGUACCCAUGUCAUGGUAUGGGACAAAAUCAGUUUUUCGAGUACACAUCCCAUAACGAAAUCCGUUACAACACCCGACAGCCAGAAGUCUGUGCAGCAGUUGAUUCAGGGACUGACUACUUGACAAUGUACUUGUGUCAAGAAAAUGCCCACAGUGUUCCUGAAAACCAGAAGUUUAUUUUCAGAGAGGAUGGUACUUUGUUUCAUCUGCACACCCAGAAGUGUGUCCAAGCAGAGUCAAAGGCUUACAAUGGUAACCCAGCACCGUUACUACGACCGUGCACCAACUCAGACUACCAAAAAUGGUUCUUCAAAGAACGAAGUUGA